AUGAUGACCAAAAUCCUCUCCAAGAGAGGCUAUAACUGGUUCAUCUCCCUCGUUGCAGCAGCAUGCAUGGUUCUCUAUGGUUACGAUGCGUCCGUCUACAACUCCGUCCAGGGUUCCAAGAACUGGGUCAAAUUUUUUAAUAACCCAAAUGAGAACAUGAUUGGCGCAGUCAACACGGCCUACACCGUGGGCGCCAUCUUCGGCGGUUUCUUCUUGGGUGGUCCCAUUGCUGAUUAUCUCGGCCGCAAGGUUGGAAUGGGCGUCGGCUGUGUCCUUGUUAUUGCAUCCACCUUCAUGCAGACAUGGUCCCCACGUGGUAACAUCGGAUGCUUCCUUGCUGGUCGUCUCAUCAUCGGUAUCGGACAGGGUAUUGCCUUGACCGCCGGUCCUAUCUAUAUUGGUGAGCUGGCGCCACCAGAGAUUCGUGGAAAAAUAAUGACCUUCUGGCAAAUGUUCUACUCCGUUGGAUCUUUCAUUUGCUUCUGGGUUAACUACGGUUGCACGCAGCAUAAGGAGAACCUGGGCGAGUGGGACUGGAAGAUGGUUGUCAUAUUCCAAUUGCUCGUUCCCAGUCUGAUUCUGGCUCUUCUGCCAACAAUCCCCGGCUCUCCACGAUGGUUCCUCCAGCGAGGUGACAACGUUGAAAAGGCCCGCGCUGCUCUGCGCCGAGUCCGUGAGACUGAAGAGGAAGUGGAGGAGGAAAUCUUGAGAAUCCGUGAGGCCCUCGAGUACGAAAAGGAAGCCAUCUCCAGCAACUAUAGUGCGCUCUGGAAGGACAAGUCCCUCCGUAAGCGUAUGGCUCUGGCGCUCAUCAUUAACGCCGGUCAACAAGUCACUGGACAAGGUUCCCUGAACUCGUACUCGACGAAGAUCUACCAGAAGGUGUUUCCCAGCGCCGGAACGAUCGCUCUCAUCAAUGCCCUCAACGCCACCUUUGGUAUUAUCUUUACUUUGAACGCCGUGUGGAUUAUUGAUCGCUUCGGACGCAAAUUCCUCCUGAUUGUCGGUGGUAUCGGCAUGGGUCUUUGCAUGAUCAUUGUCGCCGCUGUUGAAACUGAAACACCAUCGCCGCACGGGGUGAAAACAGAACCCGUCGGAAUAUCGAUCGUGUUCUUACUAUUCCUAUUCAUCUUCUUCUACAAACCCUCUUGGGGUGCAACCGUGUGGAUUUGGACGUCCGAGGUAUUCUCGAUGAACGUUCGUGCCCAGGCCGUAGGUAUGGCCUCGCAGACUCAGAACGUCGCCAAUGCCAUUUUCCAACAAUUCUUCCCCAUUUUCCUGAAGAACUGCGGGUUCUACGCGUUCUACAUGUUCGCAGGUGUGAACUUCUUACUUGCCGUCUUCGUCUGGUUCUUCAUUCCCGAGACCAAGCAAGUUCCCCUGGAGGAGAUCGACGCUCUCUUCGGGGGCGCCAACCAUGUUACCAACGGCGAGCGGAUGAUGAUUGGAGAGAAGGAGAGACAUUUUGAGAACGAGGCCAAUGAGAAGAGUGAUGCGGUGACUAUUGAAAACCUCGAGGCUAGACGGUAG
Molecule: messenger RNA, 1530 nt
Organism: Aspergillus fischeri NRRL 181
Lineage: Eukaryota; Fungi; Ascomycota; Eurotiomycetes; Eurotiales; Aspergillaceae
Product: putative MFS sugar transporter
Exons: 5
Coding region: 1-1530 (509 amino acids)
Biological process (GO): transmembrane transport; carbohydrate transport
Cellular component (GO): membrane
Molecular function (GO): carbohydrate:proton symporter activity
Source: RefSeq, a predicted model, not a curated record